Messenger RNA from Amblyraja radiata (thorny skate), 7163 nucleotides. It is a transcript of the gene rbpjb, whose product is annotated as recombination signal binding protein for immunoglobulin kappa J region b. NCBI's taxonomy places the organism in Eukaryota, Metazoa, Chordata, Chondrichthyes, Rajiformes, Rajidae. Gene Ontology annotation, biological process: regulation of transcription by RNA polymerase II. Gene Ontology annotation, cellular component: nucleus. The transcript is spliced from 11 exons. Bases 102 to 1562 code for a protein of 486 amino acids. Gene Ontology annotation, molecular function: RNA polymerase II cis-regulatory region sequence-specific DNA binding; DNA-binding transcription activator activity, RNA polymerase II-specific. The record is from RefSeq and is a predicted model, not a curated record.
AUGGGCGGGGCGGGAGAAGGCGAUGGGAGGAGGGACUGAAGCUGAGGGUCAGGCCGGGCGCCGCCUCGCGAGACUAGGAGUUUGGGGAGAGUUUGUGGAAGAUGGCGCCUGUUGUGACAGGGAAGUUUGGGGAGCGACCUCAGCCCAAACGCCUUACCAGGGAAGCAAUGAGAAAUUACCUUAAGGAGCGUGGUGAUCAAACCGUACUAAUUCUACAUGCCAAGGUUGCACAAAAAUCUUAUGGAAAUGAAAAAAGAUUCUUCUGUCCUCCUCCAUGUGUAUAUCUAAUGGGAAGUGGAUGGAAGAAAAAGAAAGAUCAAAUGGAACGAGAUGGAUGCAAUGAGCAGGAAUCACAGCCAUGUGCAUUUAUUGGGAUUGGAAAUAGUGACCAAGAAAUGCAGCAACUUAACUUGGAAGGAAAGAAUUAUUGCACAGCCAAAACAUUGUACAUAUCUGACUCCGACAAGAGAAAGCACUUCAUGUUAUCAGUAAAAAUGUUUUAUGGUAAUAGUGAUGACAUUGGCGUCUUUCACAGCAAACGGAUCAAAGUAAUCUCCAAACCUUCCAAAAAGAAACAGUCCUUGAAAAAUGCCGACUUAUGCAUUGCAUCAGGAACAAAGGUGGCAUUAUUUAACAGACUUCGUUCACAGACCGUCAGCACACGGUAUUUACACGUGGAAGGAGGGAACUUCCAUGCAAGUUCACAACAGUGGGGAGCAUUUUACAUCCAUCUAUUGGAUGAUGAAGAAUCGGAGGGUGAAGAAUUUACAGUCCGUGAUGGAUACAUUCAUUAUGGUCAAACAGUGAAGCUUGUGUGCUCUGUUACUGGGAUGGCACUACCCAGACUGAUAAUUCGGAAAGUGGAUAAGCAAACUGCGUUAUUAGAUGCAGAUGAUCCAGUUUCGCAACUCCAUAAAUGUGCAUUUUAUCUCAAGGAUACUGAAAGGAUGUACCUGUGCCUUUCACAAGAAAGGAUUAUCCAAUUCCAAGCCACUCCAUGUCCAAAAGAACCAAACAAAGAAAUGAUAAACGAUGGAGCCUCUUGGACAAUCAUAAGCACAGAUAAAGCUGAAUACACAUUCUACGAGGGAAUGGGGCCCGUACAUGCACCAGUGACUCCUGUACCUGUAGUGGAAAGUCUUCAGCUGAAUGGGGGUGGAGACGUUGCAAUGCUCGAGCUCACUGGACAGAACUUUACCCCCAAUCUACGAGUUUGGUUUGGUGAUGUCGAAGCAGAGACCAUGUACAGGUGUGCGGAGAGCAUGCUCUGUGUUGUUCCUGAUAUUUCUGCAUUCCGAGAGGGUUGGCGAUGGGUGCGUCAACCUGUCCAGGUUCCUGUCACACUGGUUCGAAAUGAUGGGAUUAUCUACUCCACCAGCCUUACUUUCACAUACACCCCAGAGCCUGGACCGCGGCCGCACUGCAGUGCUGCUGGAGCCAUCCUUAGAGCUAAUUCCAGCUUGAUGGCAACAAAUGACUCAAAUACAAACAGUGAGGGAAGUUACACAACUGUCAGCACAAACUCGACUAUUGUCACAUCAGCAGCAACUGUAGUUUCCUAACUACUGAAAUGGUUUAAAGACAGUUACCAACUUUUGGGGAAGAAGAAGACAAAACUGUUGAAAUGCUGCAAAAGAAAUCAAAGAACUACUAAUGUCAACAGUUCUUGUGGUAUUCUGGAAAUCACCUAGUUCAGAUGCUGAACAUUUCAUUCAAGCAUUGAUAAUCUGCAGGAGGUGUUAUCACAGUCAGAAAAUACACGUGAAUAUGUAUAAAACUUUAUAAAAGAGCAAAAUGAAAAUCUAUUUUUCAGCUGUUUAAAGUGUGGGCAAGAUAUUAAAGUGUUUGGGUGGGAUGGUGGUAAAGCAUACUAGAGAAUGCAUACAAAAAUAACAUAGUUUCUAUGGACCAAGAAACUUGUAUAAGCUUUAGUGAAGGUACAGUUUCACCAUACCUUUUUUGUAUUAUACAUAUAGUACACUUUUGUUACCAAAUAGUUUAUAUUUUCUUCCUCUGAGCAAUGGGCUCUGAAGUAUCCAGGUUCCAGACCUGACCUUGCUGUAUAUUCUCAUCAUCUAAACCAGUAAAGACCUAUAUUUUGGUCACAGGCUGGAACUGUCCUAAUUUUUUUUUUAAACUUGAGUCAUGUGACUUUAUCAGUUGAAGGUGUUUACGAGAAAACCCUACUUUUUGUGGUUACUUGUCAGUCUGCAUAUUGUACUUAAAGGAUGUCUCAAUAUAGCACCUUCAUGAUGUGGGACAAAAAUCACAGUUAACAAAUAUCAUGAAACAAAAAACAAAGAAACAAAGUAGUACAAGAAACAAAGAAGCACUCGUCAAGGUGUCUAAUUGUGAUCUGUUACACAAAGGCAAUCUAAAAUAUAAUUGUGUUACUUUAUAAAAGGCUUACCAAAAUAUAGGUGAAAAAGGAAAGUGAAAUAUUUUAGUUCUGAUUCUUCAAUUAGAGCUUUACUUCCAGUGAUAUUUUUGACAACCCCUGUAUUAAAAUUGUGAUCCUUAAAGGAUGUGUAUUCAACUAUGCAUAGGCUACAGCAAUAACUUGUACGGGUGUAUGUCUAUAUGCUUACUGAUGUCUAAUUUACCUUGCUGCCAUGCUUAAAAACAUUGUUUAUAAGCGGGUUGGUAAAGGGUAUUUUUUCAUGACAUACCACUCGUGAAUUCUCGAAAUUCUGUCCAGUUGCAAAAAUAAAAACAAUGCGUCAGAAUUUCAUGAUACCACAUGAAGAGAGUUCUACAUACAACGUCUGGCUUUCUUUCAUUGGUUUCAUGCAUGGUAACAAUUCUGUAUAAAUAAAUACCAGCAGUGUGCAAACAUCUUUUAUAAAAGAAAAUUAACAUGUGACAAUGGGGUUGACUACACUUCAAUCACACAUUGUUUUUGUUAAUACCGUCAACUUCCUCUUUUUUUGUUAGAAAAGAAUACCAGAAGGGUUAUUUACCCUUUGAAUUCUCAGGAUUACCACUGCAAUCAAAUUAUGGCUGCUAUCACAUUCACUAUGAUAUGUAAACCCAAAUUGUGAUAUAUUUUCAUAUCAUUUCUUAAUGCAUUGUAAUAUUGGGACACCCUAUGUACUUUAGAAAUGAGUAUCAAAAGCUUUAAGUGACUUCUGCCCUGUCUGCAAAACAUACAACAGUACAGAUAUGUUAAACAUAGCUUUAUUUUUUCAACCAUUUUAAUAAAACAGUAUUUAGUAGUAACUGAUAGAUUUGCUUUGCCACUUGUGAGUUUAAAAACUGAAGGUUUCUGGAUACACUGACGUCUGAUAAAUGAGAUUCUGCAUUUAACAGAAUUUGGGAGUGGCUAUAAAAUGUUGAGUCAACCUUGUGUGUGUGUGUUCUUCACCUCAAAGCUCUGCUUUUAUACAUUGAAACAUAUCAUGUUUUUUUAAUAGUUAUAGUACCUGCAACUUCGUGCCAAUGGAUCUUUUUGUCAAUUUGAUUACCAUAGAGGUUUAUUUUUUUUAUUACUAGUGUUGAAAGUGAAAAUGGUGCUUUAGUAAAUUGUUGUAAUUUGUUGAGUGCAACACAUACUUGACAGAUCACUGGGGCUCCUGCAGGAAGUUAAACUGGUGUGGCAGGGCCAGUUGCUUCACGCUGAGUGGAACAUUUCUGGUUGCCCUUACUAAUUUCCCUUUGCCCUCAAACAGGGUCACCUGGAAGACCCCUCUCCCCUGCGAGGUGCUGGGCAUAACGGUGAUUUAAAGUGUUGAGACACAUAUUUGUUACGUUCAAGUUAUAAAAGCCAAAAAAUAAGCAAUGUGAAGCUUAGUUCAGUAUUUUGCAUUUUCUACAAUACAGAAUACCUGUCUAUGCCCAAUUGAAAUUUGAAUGUUACUAAAAGUUGCUACGGUCACUCAAUAGUGGAUUUGCUUUGAGAGUUUACUGGCUAUAAGGGCAUAAACAAAUACACAUGAAUUUGGCUUUGAAAUAAGAUUAUCAGAGCCAGUACAAUGAAUGCCUCUUCAUGGGAAUACUUUUGUGGCAAAUGUUGAUCAUUACAACAAACGAUGAGGUGUGAUAUGAUAAGCAUAGUUGAUUUCAAUUACUCCAUGAUUUAGAUUUAAAGAGUUCAUUAUGAGCUGAUUCAAAACUACUUGGUAGGAAAGCUCCUAGCUUCUAAACUCUAUUUGCAGGAUUACCAGUGUACCUCACAAGUGAUUAAUUAUUGUUAGAAAUCUAAUUGCUUUUAUUAAUGUAGGCAAAUGAGGCAGCUGAUUUCUGCUUGGCAAGAUGGCACAAAUCUCUUUUUUACAGUUGUUGGACCACAUACAGAACGGUUCCAUGUUCUUCAAACUGCACCAUGUUUUAAAGUCCUUUCUUGAAAGCAUUUUUACUUCUACUUUCCAUUAGAAGUAUUUAAUGAGUUUAAUUUUUAAUCCUGUACUUGUUAAGUUGACAACACUUGAGCCCAGCCAGUAAGCAGUUUGAAAAGCACAGACAUUUAAUACCAAAAAGCUUCUGUAAGACAGCAGAACCACUUACUUGUACCAAAGCUAUUGGUCUUGUAUAAUAAUCUGUAUUGAAAACAUUAUAAUUAAUCAAGAAAAAUAAUGUGGUGAAUGUAAAAUAUGCUUCAGCCUUCAGAAUAAAUUGCAGUCGCAAGCUGUCUUCAGAUCUGGCACUUAAGGUCUGAAAUCUGGAGUAGGCUGAAGACAAACUGAUAUAUUAGAAACAUUUUGUUAUUUACUCAGCAGAAGACUGGAACCUAUUUUACAUGAGCCAUGGUAUCUUGGUUACUUUUAAUGUUUGUUGCACAGGUUAUGACUGAUAAUAACUAGUUCAAUAAUAUAAGCUCUUGAGUAAUACUAAGGGAAUAACAUUUUAGAUAUUUGGCACUUUGAUCUCCUUCAAUAGUCAUAUACUGGGACUGGAGUGAAAAUUACUGUAUGGGCCAAGCAUUCGCUGCUUUUGGAUGAAAAAAAAACAUCAGUCUAUUUGUUCCCGUAUAUUUUUUUUUAAAACUUAUCCAAUCUUGGGUCUACCUGCAUUACAGACUUCCUGUUAAUGAUUUCUCUCAAGGUGAGCAAAUCAUUUAUUGCAGUUUGUUCUAUUAAUCUAACCCAACAAUACAGAAAAUUCCCUUUUUUCAUUUGACUCUUUGCAUGUCUAUGUACUUUACCCAUUGUUCAUCCACUUUACUUCAUGCAGUAAUUCUAUGUGUUUUCCACAUCCUUUCAAUAUUUCAGUAUUUAUUUUUUUUGAAUUGAUAACCAAACUUUGGAAGGGGAGUUUACUGUGCAUUUGAAAACGUGUGCUCUGUUCGUGCUGUGCAUUCAAAUUAUUUUGAAAUGCCGCUUCACAUUUUAUAAACAUUGAAAGUAAUUAUUAUCAGUACAACAUUCUCUUCCAGCUAUUCUUGUGCUUCGCUCAUGGUACAUUUCUGCUUUUUGUCUUCAUAUCCAAUAUGUAGCAUUGCUUUAAAUUUAAUUUGCCAUUUACGUCCACAAAUUAUUAAUUGACAAAAAAAUGUAAACAAAUUCUCAUCUGCACCCUUCAUUCAGUGCAUAUAUUUCUGUAAACGAAAUCGGUUUACACAGUUUCUUUCUACCGUAAGAGUCAGUGGAUUUGUGGGAAUCCAGAUACUAUAUCUUCUGCAAUAAUUCAUAUUAUCCCUACGAUUAUGUAUAUUUUAGAUUCCUGAUGUCAAUCCCGUUUCCAGCCCACUCAAUAUUUGGUCCUGGAUUUUCUGAUUUGACAAUAUAUGAUACAAUACAGCAUAUGUUUCAGACUUUUCAUUUCUAUUUAGGAUAUAUUUUGAUUUCUGUUCAGGAACUAAAAUACCAAGUCAUUAUUAUUGACAUCCUUGUCUUUAACCCCACCUUCCCUCACACGUUGCAUAUCAAAUGCCAAUGUGUAAAGUUGUAAGCUGAUCUGGACAAGCAAAGCUGGAUCAGAAAUGUGCUGCCCUUAUCAGUGACGCACGUUCUGAAAUAUGAGUAAAAAAGGCAAAGCCAUGCAUGUAAACAUAGCGUGCACACGAAUGAUAAGAUGGCAUAUGUAAAAAUAAAUCCCUGGAAUAAUGUUUAAAUUGCAGGUUUUAAUUUUAGGUAUUCUAGAGAAAUUGAUCUUAAGGAUAUAAACUGAUUUCAACAGAUACAUUCAAUCAAUUUGGAGCGGUAUAUUAUAAAUUAAGAUCUCAAGAUAAAUCAAUACUUUGUCAUGGAUGUUACAUGACAAAGUAACACAUUUCUUGUUAAAUUUUAAAUAUGCUGGCAACUUAAGAUGUUUCAUUGAUGCUUAAGAUCAAUGUUUAGAAUGUUGAAAAUGGUUCAGGAAAUGAAUGAAACUAGUUUCCAAAUUUAAUGUGCAGUAUUUAUUCAGUACCUUGCUUCCAAGGGAAUUAAUGCUGCCUACGCUCCAUUGAACAUGGGCAAGCUGCUGUUCAAUUGGAAGCUGUUGAUACAUUUUGAGGAAAUAGUAGCUUGGACCAAAAUGACAUUAUUUCUGUGGGCCAGGAUUUUGUAAAAUGGUAAUAUGCCAUGUUGCCAUAGGGUUAGUUUGAUGACUGGAUUCAUAUAAAAAUGGCUGUUGUGAUAAGAAGACAAUAGUGGUAUCCAGGAAAGAAGAAAUAAAAUGUGCUGUAAGUGUGUUAACUAUAGAAAAGUUGUGCUCAGUUGAAUUAUUUGACAACCCAGUUUUCAACUAAAGAGGUGGAGUUAUUAACUUGUACACGCAAGAAUUUAUGAGAGCUAUUUACUAGAUUUUGGAUUUGGUUCCUAUUACCACGCUCUCUUGACAUGAGGUAGACCUUCUCGUAGCACCAUCUGGCCUGGAACAGGAAGCCUGGUAUUUUUUUUAAAAGGAAUGUACUCACAGGCAUUCUUUUUUCAACCUAGUUACAACAGGGGUUUUUUAUAAGGGAUGUCUAUGAAGCCCUUUGAGCUUUGAUUUUUUUAUUUUUAAGCUGGAUAUACUCCAGAGAUCAAACAGUACCAUGGGAGAAAAGGGUGUUGCCGCUUCAGUUAUGCUCUUAACUCAGCUACCCUCUCUGCAGAUGUUGCCUGACCUAUGUAUUCCCAGUAUCUCUUGGGUUUUUGUAUUUCAAUUUGGAGCUUUUUGUUUUUCUUUGCCAAUUCUCAAGGCUUGCAUGUGAAAAAUGGACCGUGGGGAAUUACAGAAAUAUGCUCAAUGCCCACAGAAUU